AUGCGCGCCGGCGUCCACCUUGGCCAACGUGGCGGCUCCAUCCCAGAGUUUGGUCCCGACAUCACGAAGCGCUUCUGCGAGCGCAACGGAGUGGAGGUUGUGAUCCGCUCGCACCAGUUUGUCAAGGAGGGCUUCAAGCUGAUGCACUCAGGUCACUUGCUCACCGUCUUUUCGGCGCGAGACUACUUCGUCGACACGGGUGACUGCCGAGAAAUUCUACCAUGCCUUUCCCCCUUUCUCUCCCCCACGAUGGUGGUAGAGUCUCGUUAG
This is a messenger RNA of Emiliania huxleyi CCMP1516, 270 nucleotides long. RefSeq lists its product as hypothetical. Gene Ontology annotation, cellular component: nucleus; cytosol. Lineage: Eukaryota; Haptophyta; Isochrysidales; Noelaerhabdaceae. The record is from RefSeq and is a predicted model, not a curated record. The coding region runs from base 1 to 270 and encodes 89 amino acids. Gene Ontology annotation, molecular function: protein serine/threonine phosphatase activity. The transcript has a single exon.